Molecule: messenger RNA, 1095 nt
Organism: Fusarium vanettenii 77-13-4
Lineage: Eukaryota; Fungi; Ascomycota; Sordariomycetes; Hypocreales; Nectriaceae
Exons: 2
Coding region: 1-1095 (364 amino acids)
Biological process (GO): amino acid metabolic process
Molecular function (GO): pyridoxal phosphate binding; carboxy-lyase activity
Source: RefSeq, a predicted model, not a curated record
AUGAACACUGAUGAGUUUCGUACGCAGGCCAAGGAGGCCAUCGACCAAAUCGCCGACUAUCAUGAGUCAGUUCCAUCUCGUCCUGUGGUCUCAACGGUUGAGCCAAACUACCUUGCCCCUUUGAUCCCGACAUCGGCGCCUCUUGACCCAGAGCCUUGGUCCGACAUCACAGCCGACAUACAGUCUAAGAUUAUGCCAGGCAUCACACACUGGUCCAGUCCCGGUUUCAUGGCUUUUUUCUGCUGCACAAGUAGCUACCCGUCCGCCAUUGCCGAAAUGUGGUCAACAGCCUUCAACGGCGCCCAUUUCAACUGGGUCUGUAGCCCUGCUAUGACAGAGCUCGAAGUUAUUGUCAUGGAUUGGCUUGCAAAAUUGAUUGGGCUCCCUGAGUGUUUCCUUUCAAAGGGCCCAACGAAUGGGGGAGGUGUGAUUCACGGCUCGGCGAGCGAGGCUAUCUUGACAGUCAUGGUUGCUGCGCGGGACAAGUUCCUCACCAGCAAGACGGCUCACCUGUCUGAUAAAGAUCCUGAUGCUAAAGACGAUGAGCUUUGGCGCCUGAGAAGCCGCUUGGUCGUCCUUGGUAGCGCUGGGGCUCAUUCUAGUACUAAAAAGGCCGCUCAAAUCCUUGGUGUUCGGUUCGUCGCCAUUCCAGUCGACGAGGAAAAGGGAUUUGCUAUGCAGGCCAGUGACCUGUCCCAUGUCCUCGAUGACCUUGCCUCUCGUGGUCUGGAACCCUUCUUCAUCACGGCUACUCUGGGCACCAUCGAAGUCUGUGCUGUCGAUGACUUUCCUGGCAUUGCCAACGUUCUCGCACCUCGUGUAAACACCCCAAAUGAGAUAUGGGUUCACGUUGAUGCGGCGUAUGCUGGCUCUGCUCUAGUACUCGACGAGAACAAGCCUAUCGCAGCCACUUUCGAAACCUUCCACUCGUUCAACUUUAACCCCCAAAAGUGGCUUCUGACGACGUUUGACUGCUCCGCUCUCUGGGUGCGCAACCGUUCACAUCUUAUCAAAUCGUCCCUCAGCGUCAAGCCGCCGUACCUACAGGACCAGCUAUCGGAUGAUGAUCGUACUGUCGACUAUCGAGACUGGUAG